AUGAAUAACAUAACAUGGUUGGGAGAGGGUGAGGAGGAGAGGAACGGGAAAGGGAAAGGAGGAAUGGAAUCAGACCCGUGGCUGGGAAUGGACAAGGCGUAUCACCUUCUCAUGUGUUUUUGCCUCACUUUUUUCUUCUACGCCUUCGCCUCUCUCACUCCCUACCGCCGCCACGCCAUUUCCAUCGGAUCUCUCCUCUCUCUUCUCGCCGGCGCCGCCAAAGAGGCCGCCGAUCACCUCGGCUACUUCCGCUCUUCAGGUGCUUCUCUCAAAGACGCCCUCGCCGACAUCCUCGGCGUCUGCAUCGCUUCCUUCGCACUUUCCCUUUUCCCAUUCUCAUUCCGAUCCCCUCCGCCUCCCAUCCCCCGCGCCCUUUCCCUUGUUUGA
Sphenostylis stenocarpa is the source of this 387-nucleotide messenger RNA. The record is from the annotation of a GenBank genome assembly. Lineage: Eukaryota; Viridiplantae; Streptophyta; Magnoliopsida; Fabales; Fabaceae.